Molecule: messenger RNA, 1541 nt
Organism: Benincasa hispida (wax gourd)
Lineage: Eukaryota; Viridiplantae; Streptophyta; Magnoliopsida; Cucurbitales; Cucurbitaceae
Product: DUF1262 family protein (DUF1262)
Source: RefSeq, a predicted model, not a curated record
UAAUAAAAUCCCUUCUUCUCCACUUCCAAAUCACACUCAAAAGAAACAGAGAGCAACAAAGCAAGAAAAAGAAAAAGGGUGUAAAGAGAGAGAAAUAAUGCUUGUGAGUCGGCCUCUUUCCUUAUAUAGAAGGUCGCCGAGCAGCCUUUCGAUGCCGGUGGCAGCGACGGAGGGACCGUUUUCGGGGCUUUUCGUGGUGAAAGAUGAGGAAGCCGAAGCCGAGGAUUCGUACUGUUGGGGGAUUUGCAGGCGGAGGAGGAUUAAGAAGCCGCCAUUUCCACAAGAUAGAAUCUUGACAAUUAUUCAUAGCUCUUCUCAGUAUGAAGAAGCUAAGUCCACUAAAGUUUGGUUGCUGCCUGUUCUUGAUCGUCCUCUUUCUUCUAAUCGUUACUAUCUUAUCAAAGCUCGUGGCAAACAUAAAGGGAAGGCAUAUAAAUGCUCAAGAGAAGAUGAGAUAACAACAUGUUGCUUUGGGGAUGUUUUAAGCGACAAGAAGCCAUCAGCCUUCAACUUGAAAGACAUCUACCAACAGUUUCAGAUUCACCGUUACCACGGCGGCGGUUUCUAUGCUCAGUCGGUCGCUCCCGACGGCGUUCCGCCAAAGUUUCUCCGAACAAAAGGAUGGAAACUUCGUUCUUCUUCUUCAUCAACUUUGCAUCUUCCAUUUGAAGAAGCUCUUGGCUUAGACUCCUCUAGUAGACAGCUUCUUCCCGACUUCAACUUCCCCAUCUUCACCACUCGCUCUCCUCCUGUGGUGGUCGGAAUAUGGUUUUGCCCAUUUGUUUUUGUGAGAGAGAACUCAAUCAGCAUAAGAACACAAAUGAAAAUAUCACCAAUUUACUCUCUCACUCUAGAACAGUGUUGGGAAGAGAUGGUCUCUUGCGAGAACCCUAACGACGAAACUAGCUCUAUCGUGACCGUCGCCAUUGAUGUGUCUAGAGAGGUCGUGUUGGUGGCUGGGAGAGAAGUGGAGAGAGAGAAAGGAGACGAGCAUAGAAAAGGGUUCGUUUGGUUUAAAGUUUCUAAUAGGUUAGAUAGUAGUGGAAAAGCUUUAGGCGUAGGACUAAGCAUUGCCCUAGUGGAGAAGAUGAGAUGGGUGCAAGAAGCGGGCGGCUGGUUCGGCGGCUGCAGCGACAACGGCGAAGAGAAAGUAGUGAGGGUGGAGAAAGUAGAAGAAAUUACAAGUGAGAAUGGAUGGAGAAGAUUUAGCCUUUAUAUGUUGGUGGAAAGCUUUGUUCUUAGGAGAUCCAAUGGAGGUUUGGUUUGGAAAUAUAAUUUCAGGCACACUCAUACCAUUAAAUGUAAAUGGGAAUAGUAAGUAACAUGAUCAUUUUUUUUCCUUCUUAUUAGCUAUAAGUACAUAUCUUUCUUAAGUUGUAGAUUUGAAUCCCUCUUCUCCUCAUUUGUAAAUUAAUGUGUUACAAAAAAAUAUUAGAAAUUAAGCUAGAUUUCAUGAUACAUAUAUGUAAAUUCAUAAUUUCUAGAUAUACAAAUUCCUAAAUGCAUGGAGGUCGAUCUUUUAUUAAGGUAUGUGAAUAGUA